Molecule: messenger RNA, 816 nt
Organism: Peronospora farinosa
Lineage: Eukaryota; Oomycota; Peronosporomycetes; Peronosporales; Peronosporaceae
Source: the annotation of a GenBank genome assembly
AUGUUUGACUAUUUAGCAAAACAUUUAUCGGGUGAUAACUUGGCCAAAGGUCUGGUCGCAAAAGCAAAUCUUCAUAGGUCGAGAAUUCAAGAAGUAGCUACAAAUGUGCUGGACCUACAGGCAAAGAAGUGGGCACUCGACAAAAUAACUGACAAAAAAGUUUUCAACCUUUUGCAGCUCCAGGGUUCGAAUGGCAACCCUUUGGAAAGCCCGUUUUUUUCUCGGUGGUUUAAAUUCGUCAUGACACGAUACCAUGUAUCAAAAAAAGCAUACAAGGCGACACUAGACAUUCUGUCAUCUUAUUUCCAGAGCAAAAUUGCUCUGGUGAGUUAUCUAGAACGCGCAAAAACCUCUGGUAAACAGACAAUUGCUGCUCAAAAGUUACUUGAUUGUCAGAUUAAUGAGUGGAAAGAAGAUAAGAAAAACGCGGCUUACGUUUUCGACAUUUUGGAUCUGCGCCUGACAGAGAGCAAGCUUUUCGAUAGUCCGGUCAUUUCUACGUGGGUUGACUUCGUCAAGUCAAUAUCGUCGAAUGAUGUGGAAGCAACUAAUACGAUGCUCUCCGUCCUCAAACUUGCUUACAAGGAUGAUCUCAACAGCCCUCCGAAACGGCAGAAUGAUUCUGACGUGAACGAGCCACCGCCACCGGCGAAAAGGCAGAAGGAGUUCGACUUCGACUUGAACGAGCCACCGGCGAAAAGGCAGAAGGAGUUCGACUUCGACUUGAACGAGCCACCGGCGAAGAGGCAGAUGGAGAUUGACUUCGACUUGAACGAGCCACCGGCGAAAAGGCAGAAGAGUUUGACUUUGACUUAA